Molecule: messenger RNA, 765 nt
Organism: Guillardia theta CCMP2712
Lineage: Eukaryota; Cryptophyceae; Pyrenomonadales; Geminigeraceae
Exons: 7
Coding region: 1-765 (254 amino acids)
Source: RefSeq, a predicted model, not a curated record
AUGGCAGAGGAGAGCCAUGCAUGGACGGUCGAUGCCGCUUCCUGUCCGUUGGAAGAGAUCGUCUACUCUCCUCCUUGCAAGUAUGUCGGUCAGCUCCACCCGCAAACGAGGAUGUGGCAUGGUCAUGGAAAGAGCGUCAACAGCGACAGCAGACAGACGAUCUAUGGCCGUUGGUCAGACGGAGUUCUAGUUGGUCCUGCUGUGAUGGUGGACUCAACGGAGACGGCGUCCUCCGAAGGAUUCAGGACGCGAGUCCUCUGCAUUGAGAUGGGGGGUCAGCACGCGCAAGGACUUGGAGUUGAGAUGGUAGAGGUAGGAAAGUGCGAGGAGGUGGCAGGGAAAGGAAGUGUAGCAGAAGGGAAGUGCUAUUUCGGGGAAUGGUCCCACGGCAAGAAGCAUGGGACUGGCUCUACAGGGAAACCUUUCUUCGACCUCAACCAAGUCCUGUCGGCUAAGGACUUGGACGCCAGUUUCGUUGACCAGUUCCAGCCAGAGUCCCUUGUCGAGUUCGUCAACGACCAGUUGGUGUUCACGACACAGUGGCUCUUUCAUGAGCAGGACGACGUGGCCGUGUUGGAGCGCACCAAGAAAGUCGUGCUGGAGGCGAUCAUGGCGGGGAGACAAGCAUUCCAGGUAGCAGAGAAGCUGAUCGCCGAGGAGAAGCUUGAAGCUCUCCUGGCCGAGAGCAAGCAGAUCAGAGAGGAUCUGGUAGAGACAAGAAACAAGGAGCGACGUUGCAAGCGACAGGCGUUGGCGUCCAUGUAA